Trametes versicolor FP-101664 SS1 is the source of this 246-nucleotide messenger RNA. RefSeq lists its product as uncharacterized. Lineage: Eukaryota; Fungi; Basidiomycota; Agaricomycetes; Polyporales; Polyporaceae. Bases 1 to 246 code for a protein of 81 amino acids. The transcript is spliced from 2 exons. The record is from RefSeq and is a predicted model, not a curated record.
AUGCGCGAACACGGAAGAGAGGCGAUUGGCAUGCCGUGCGAGCUUGCGGACGUGGACACGGGCAUGCAUGAGUACGAGAGCGGGCGAGUGGAGGUGGCGCAACGCCCUCGCAUGCGCGAGACGGUAUCUGCAGGCGUCCACAGAGACGAUCGCGAAGCAUUGCCGCAUGCCGCUCAUGCUCGUCAGUUUCGACCGCCGCGUCAGUACCGCUUGGGCGGACGCUCUCGAGCGGUACGGACGAGCUGA